This is a messenger RNA of Hippocampus zosterae (dwarf seahorse), 1425 nucleotides long. RefSeq names its product mono-ADP ribosylhydrolase 1 (gene macrod1). Gene Ontology annotation, cellular component: nucleoplasm. The record is from RefSeq and is a predicted model, not a curated record. Gene Ontology annotation, molecular function: ADP-ribosylglutamate-[protein] hydrolase activity. Bases 270 to 1415 code for a protein of 381 amino acids. Gene Ontology annotation, biological process: DNA damage response; peptidyl-glutamate ADP-deribosylation; purine nucleoside metabolic process. NCBI's taxonomy places the organism in Eukaryota, Metazoa, Chordata, Actinopteri, Syngnathiformes, Syngnathidae. The transcript has 9 exons.
AAAGCAGGAUUUAGAGUUCGAUUCGUGAGCAAAUAAACACCUUUCACAUUCAACUGAAAAAUAUAAGUCCCAUUAAUCGAUCAAUUCUGAUCCCUGCCGCGACACCAUCACCCUUAAGUGUAAUGGUACAUUCCACAGAACCAAAACAAAAAAAUGGCACAUGGGAUGCAGAAGUGGGCUAACGAAAGCGAAACGAGGCGACUGCGUUUGUAUUUGACACAAACGAAACCUGUGGAGCUUGAAUAAAACGUCCCACUACCAAGUGAGACAUGGCGACACACAUACUAAGCCUACUUUCACGAAUCAGAGCCCCGCUACUGUUCGUCGAGGGUCCCGUGUGCCCUGUGGCUGCCACCGGUGUCAGGUUCAAACAUAUUAUUUUAACUCCUGGAAGUUUCCAGCUGGGACCCAAGCCAGCGACAAGUCCCGUCCCCAUCCAUAUUAACACCGCGAACUUUACAAACACCACAGCAACCCGCGGGAAGUCCACCCGGGAGACUCGUUUCUCUUGUCCGCCAGAGAAACGUGUUCGGUUGGCCACUGUCAUUGGCACCGGCGUGCUGACAGCGGCUCUCCAUACUGGGACUAUGGCAGCCAUGAAAGUUGACCUGAACUCCACUGAGGGCGACUGGAAGGAGAUCAAGGAAUUCCUGCUGUCUCAGCCUGUGGAGGUCAGACGCAAAUACUACAGGACUGACUCUGUACGACUGGACGAUAUCCCAGUUUGGACUCACGCUGGAGAUCGUCCUGAAGUGAGUCACUAUCCCAGGAAUCAAAAGCUUGAUGGGAAAAUCUCGGUCUACAGCGGCAACAUCACAGUACUGGAGGUAGAUGCCCUUGUCAACGCAGCCAACCAGACUCUGCUCGGAGGAGGCGGAGUGGACGGAGCCAUCCACCGAGCUGCAGGGCCCAUCUUAAAGAAAGAGUGCGCCUCCCUCCACGGCUGCCAGACCGGACAAGCCAAGGUCACCUGCGGCUACGGCCUCCCUGCCAAGUAUGUGAUCCACACAGUAGGGCCGAUAGCGCAAGGCGGCGUUGGUGAAGUGGACAAGAGCGCUCUGAGGGCGUGCUACAACAACAGCCUGCGGAAGGCGGCGGAGAACAACGCACGCUCUGUGGCCUUCCCGUGCAUCUCCACUGGAAUCUACGGGUAUCCACCUGAGCAGACUGUGCAUGAGGCCUUGGCAACCGUCAGGGAGUAUCUGGAAGAACACUACGACAAGCUGGACAGAGUUAUCUUCUGUGUGUUUUUGCCAAAAGACCAGGAGUUGUACCUGCAGAAUCUGCCUCUCUACUUUCCUGUUGGUAUGUUUACUCACACACCCACACUGAUAUUGUUACACUGUAUUAGUUCUCAAAUAGUUAGCGAAAGAUUCUUCUUUUAUAAAAUGACUCACUUGAGUGUUUUCAAAUGAACAAAAAUGG